Molecule: messenger RNA, 1404 nt
Organism: Chaetomium globosum CBS 148.51
Lineage: Eukaryota; Fungi; Ascomycota; Sordariomycetes; Sordariales; Chaetomiaceae
Exons: 4
Coding region: 1-1404 (467 amino acids)
Source: RefSeq, a predicted model, not a curated record
AUGGAUUCACAAAUUCUUGUCCUGUUGUUCGCCAGCAACCACCCCGGACACGAUGUCUACGGAGAAGCCUUCCCGUCCUCUCAUACGCCCUAUGGCCGAGAGACGAAAACGAUCAUGCAGCGAGUGCCGGCGGAGAAAGCAAAAGGCACCCCCACCAGCCCCUGCCCGUUAAUAUGUACGUUCCCAAAUUCCUCUUAUCAACAAUGGAUUGCGAGAGCGCUGAUGGGAAAUCAACAAGUCAUAGAAGCAUGUCAACGAAGUACGAAGGCGCUGAGCAGGAACGAGAUUCUCGCAGCACGGUGCGCUGCUAUUCAGGGGCUGCACAAGAUGAUUGCCGACCCGGCCACCGCGACCAGCGACGAGGGCAUCACAGCGGUCGUGACCCUGGUUCUCAACGACCUAUGCUUCGGGGAGACCCAGGCACUGCGGGUCCAUGUCGACGGCGCUCGUGAGAUGGUCAUGGCACGCGGCGGCCUGGCGGCUUUGGGCCAACAAGACCUAGCCAAGAUGGUGCUUGUCGCCGACCUCGCCACGGCCGUGGCCGUUGACACGACACCCUCCUUCUCCGAAGCCGAUCUCUCGGCAUACAGGCAGUCCCUCGGUGCCUCUUCCGCGCCCACACUCAACGGAGCAAGCCCUCCAAAUCCAGCAGCCCCAAGACCAACGCCCCGAAGGUCAGCACUCUUCCGAAGCAACAAUUUAACCCUCAUCACUGUGCACCCGCCGCGCAACCCAACCCUCGACCUCCUCACCACCGCCAUGCUCGCCGACACCAACUUCCUUCUCGACACAGUCCUCAACCUCCCUCCGAACUCGCCCCGAGCCCAACUGCACAAAGUCCUCGUCAUGCCAAACCCAAAUCCAAACCUAACCCCCAACCAAGCCCUCCACCGCGCAAUCCUCCUCUCCUCCCAGCUCUACUGCCGCGCCAUCCAGACCCGCCAACCCCUAGCAAGUGUGGCACGGAUUCAAGACGCGCUGGACCUGCUCGAGGCCGUGCGGGCCGUGCCGUGGGGCGUGUGGGAACAGGGCCGGGGCCGGGGCCGCUCGGGGACUGGAGAAGGGGAGGGGGAUGGAGAGGGGAUGCUGCAGACGUUGGUGGCGGUGUUGGUGGUGGUGUUGCCUGUGAUGAUGAGGGUGGGGAUGGGGGGCGGUGAUGAUGGUGGUGGCGGUGGUGGGGGGCACAACAACAACAACGGGUUAAACUCGGGGGGGUAUGGGUUUGGGUUUGGGUCUGGGUCUGGGUCUGGGUCUGAGUAUGGGUAUGGGCAUGGGUAUGGGGGAAGGGGGAUGGUGGUGGCAGCUGUGGUGAGGCUUGCGUUGAUGGACUGGGAGGGCGCGGUGCGGAUGUUGGGGAGGGUAGUUAGGUUGCAGGCGUGGCUUCGCGGUGUAGGCAACAGGUGA